GUGGUAUGCGGAAGACGGCUGAUCGCGCCUACACGCUCCUCGAGAACCUGCAAAUCUCGGAUUCGGACAUGAAUGGCAUCCUCAAGCUGUAUCUCGCCACGUCUCCUCCGGAUGCCUGGGCGACCGCUUGCCAAUGGCUUCUGGCCAACGAGGCGCUGUGGAGCGGCUGGGUCCCAGAUGAGCGUACAUGCUUGGAGGGAAAGGGCCUGGUCGACCUGAACGGCAAUUUCGUCGAUGCGAAAGUCGCAGCGGUUGGCUGCACAACCUGCCCUGUGGGCUAUUUUUCCGAAGAAAUUGCUGACAUCACCGGCACCACUCGCAAAUGUUCCCCGUGCCCCCUGGGGACCAGCCAGCC
Molecule: messenger RNA, 355 nt
Organism: Symbiodinium sp. CCMP2592
Lineage: Eukaryota; Dinophyceae; Suessiales; Symbiodiniaceae
Source: the annotation of a GenBank genome assembly